Euleptes europaea (tarantolino) is the source of this 1143-nucleotide messenger RNA. RefSeq names its product annexin A4 (gene ANXA4). The transcript has 12 exons. Gene Ontology annotation, molecular function: calcium-dependent phospholipid binding; calcium ion binding. Lineage: Eukaryota; Metazoa; Chordata; Lepidosauria; Squamata; Sphaerodactylidae. Gene Ontology annotation, cellular component: cytoplasm. Bases 1 to 945 code for a protein of 314 amino acids. The record is from RefSeq and is a predicted model, not a curated record.
AUGAUGGCCAAGGGAUCGUCUUCCUUCAAUGCUGAAGAGGAUGCUCAGAAACUCCGAAAGGCUAUGAAGGGCUUGGGCACAGAUGAAGAUGCCAUUAUUGAAAUUGUGACCAACAGAAAUUUGUUCCAACGACAGCAAAUUGUAACAGCCUACAAAUCCACCAUUGGCCGGGAUCUGAUCGGUGACUUGAAGUCUGAAUUGAGUGGAAAUUUGGAGAGGGCCAUUGUCGCAAUGAUGACCCCCAGCACGCUGUACGAUGUGCAGGAACUGAAGAACGCUAUGAAGGGGGCUGGAACCAACGAAGGCUGCCUGAUAGAAAUUUUGGCUUCUCGUACAAAUCAGGAAAUCCAACGGAUUAAUGAAACCUACAAACACCAGUAUGGGUGCACACUUGAGAAGGACCUCGUCUCUGACACAUCUUCAAAGCUUCGGAGAGUUCUGGUAUCUUUGGCAACUGGCAACAGAGAUGAGAGCCAGUAUGUUGAUGAGAGCCUUGCCCAACAAGAUGCCGAGUGCCUUUAUGAAGCCGGGGAGAACAGAUGGGGGACAGAUGAGGACAAUUUCAUUGCUAUCCUCUGUAGCAGAAAUAGAAAUCAGCUUAAAAAAGUAUUUGAUGACUACCAGAAACGUUAUAAGAAGGACAUUGCAGAGAGCAUUAAAUCCGAGAUGUCAGGGGACCUUGAAUGUGCUUUAUUAGCAAUAGUAAACUGCAUAAGAAAUAAGAAAGCCUACUUUGCUGAAAGGCUGUACAAUUCCAUGAAGGGUUUGGGGACUGAUGAUAAUACACUCAUUCGAAUCAUGGUGUCCCGCUCUGAAAUUGACCUGAUAGAUAUUAAGGCAGAGUUCAAACGGAAGUAUGGAAAAUCCCUCUACUCCUUCAUUAAGGGAGACACCUCAGGAGACUACAGAAAAGUUCUGCUCCAUCUGUGUGGUGGCGAAGACUAAGAAAUAAAUGGUUCACGUCCUCUGCUGUUGGCACUACCUACAGCUGACCUUUAAGCGGUCUCAGCCUCUUGCAAUAAUGCUUUUAUUUCUUGGAGAAUGCUUUGAUGUACAUAGGGUGUCAGUUUUGCAUUAUGGUAAACUGAGAUUCUGUCUGCAAGAAGAUCUGUUCAAGUAGCCUUUGAAAGAUUAUCCCCUCCU